UUAGUCUGUGACUGUUUUUGCUCCCGAUGGUUGCAGCAUGUCGAGGCGCAAGCAAGCCAAGCCGCAGCACCUCCACUCCGACCCCGAGCAGCCCGGCUCCGGCCAGCCCGGCUCCGGCCAGCCCGGCUCCGCGCACGGCGGAAUUCCUCGAGAUGACCCAGCGGACGAGGCUGGAAACGCCAUAAAGAGGUUCAGGAUGGACGAAACCAGAAUCUGCAACAAGUGCUGCGCCGAAUACUUUGAUGAAGCAGAGUUUCUGGAGCAUGAAAAAAACUGCACUAAAAGUCAGCAAGUGGUCAUCAUGAAAGAGGGAGAUGGCAACGAAGUGCCAGAAGAAUAUUCCCAGGGUUCUCCCGACGAGGGCCUGAACAGCGACCAGGACGACGGCCAGUCCAGCGAUCACUCCAACACGGAGAGGACAGAGAGGACGGAGGAGGAGGAGUCCGGUCUGAACGCGGAGGAUUUCAGACACCGGGAUCACAGUCCUGACAUCGCUUUCCACCCUUCGCCCAAAAUGCAAGAUUCAAAUGUGACUCCUGAAAGCGUACGUGAAGCUAAAGUGUCCGUCUCCCAUCGUUCUUUGGUGUCCUCCCUGUCGUCGCCGCAGGAGGCGCUGCAGGCCAUCCCGGCCAUCCUGGAACAGCUGGUGUGUCUGCAGCAGCAGCAGCUGCAGCAGAUCCAGCUCACAGAACAGAUCAGGAUUCAGGUGGCCAUGAUGACCACGCAGGGUCUGCAGUCGUCGGUGGGGGCGGCCAUGGACCCCCUGAAAGCCCUGGGUGCUCAUCUCUCCCAACAGCUCUCUGCUGCAGCGGCUCUCAUAGGAAAGAGGACUGGUAGUCAGAGUCUUUCCAUGGAGACGAUAAAGCAAGGUAAACUCCCUCUGCCCGCCGGCGUCCCCACGUCUCUGACCGCAGGACUGGGAUCGGCCGCUUCUAAAUCUGUUCCAGAUCUGGCCGGCCGUUUGCCGUCACUCCUCCCCCAAUCCCCGGGUGUCCUGGGGUUCCCCGGCACCUUCAACGGAAUCCAGGCCGGGAUAGAGUCGUCCAAAAAACUCAAGGCCAAGAUGCUGAGCCUCGGCUCGGAAUCAAAGAGCGUGGAGUCGUUGUACAAGCACAAGUGUAAAUACUGCGGGAAGACCUUCGGGAACGACAGCGCCCUGCAGAUCCACCUGCGCUCUCACACCGGGGAGAGGCCCUUCAAGUGCAACAUCUGCGGCAACCGCUUCACCACCAAAGGAAACCUCAAGGUGCAUUUCCAGAGGCACAGAGACAAGUAUCCAAACAUCGGCAUGAAUCCUCAUCCCGUACCCGAGCACCUGGACAACAUUCCCACCAGCAGCGGCAUUCCCUUCGGCAUGUCUAUCCCCAUGGAGGAGUCUAAUCUGACUGAAAUGAAGCCUAUCCUAACUCACCCACCUCCCGGGUUCAACACGUCCUCCAUGCCGGGGUUCAAAACCUCUUUUGACGGCUUUGGGGCCGACCCCUUCUCCCAUCGUCCGUCUCCGUCGACGGGCGACGGCUCCCCGUCCGUGUCCUCCGCCAUCGGCCAAGAGACGGGCCCGGAGAGUCAGAAGGAUGCCAAGGAGCUGCUGGGAGUGCUGCAUCACAUGAACGGCGGCGGUGGUCCUCUACCGGGCGAUCAGACCUCCGGAACGGCAAAGCUUCAGCAGAUGGUGGACGGCCUGGAGAAGAGAACCAACGACCCCAACGAGUGUGUGAUCUGCCACCGGGUGCUGAGCUGCCAGAGCUCGCUCAAGAUGCAUUACCGCACGCACACGGGCGAACGGCCCUACAAGUGCAAGAUCUGCGGCCGUGCGUUCUCCACCAAAGGCAACCUGAAGGCCCACUACGGCGUGCACAGAGCUAACACGCCCCUUAAGAUGCAGCACUCGUGCCCCAUCUGCCAGAAGAAGUUCACCAACGCCGUGGUUCUGCAGCAGCACAUCCGCAUGCACAUGGGGGGGCAGAUCCCCAACACCCCCAUGCCGGAAACCCAGUUUGAAGCGGCAGAAACCAUGGCGUCCUCGCCGCCGCACGAGAUGUCUCUGGAUUCCAACGGUUUUGAGGCGAGCAUGGACGACCACGAGCCGGAGCUGAGCUCUCACAAGCUGAACGAUGCGUCCAAUUCCCUCCCACUCCCGCUCCCGCUCCCGCCCCCGCCGGCCUCCGAGGAGCCGCUAAAGAACACGCCCCCCGGGGGGUUCUCAAGCCUGGACGUUCUGAAGAACCUCACCUCCGCUCUGGCUCUGAAGCGGCAGAGCAGCACGGCGUCAGACAGCGAGGGGACGGCUAAGGAAUCCCCGCCGGCUCAGGGAGAGCAGGAGUAUCAGAACGGCCGCAGUCCUCCCGUCUCUGACUCGGCCGUGUCGUUUCAUUCGUCUUCUCCGGUAAACACCGGUACCAGGUCGCCUCAGUCGGCUGGUGAUGAAGUCUGCCGUAACGGAACCAAACAGGAACCGUUUGACGGCACGCAGGACGUUAGUGAGUCCGGGGGAGCCCUGGACCUCACGGCCGCCAGCAGCUUCACCCCCAGAGUGAUUAAAGAAGAACCAGGCAUGCCCUUCACAAACGGAGACUAUGUUAUUGGAAACCUGCCUUUUCUGAAGAUCUCCUCCAGUCUGGGUAGUCUGGACAUGAAGAUUCCUGCAGAGAAUCCCCUGGGUCCUCCCGGGCUGUUCAGCUCCCACCUGCCCCAGGGGACGGCCCUGUCCUCGUCCCUGUCCUCGUCCCUGUCCUCGUCCCUGUCCUCGUCCCUGUCCUCUGCACCGCGCCGCUCCACCAAGCAGCACGUGUGCACGGCCUGUGGGAAGAACUUCUCGUCGGCCAGCGCGCUGCAGAUCCACGAGCGCACGCACACGGGGGAGAAGCCGUUCGCCUGCAACAUCUGUGGCCGGGCCUUCACCACCAAAGGAAACCUCAAGGUGCACAUCGGUACUCACAUGUGGAACAACUCGUCGCGGCGCGGCCAGCGUCUGUCCCUGGACAACCCCAUGGCGCUGAUGGCCAUGAGCUCCGAGGCCAAGCUGCUGCCGGAGAUGAUCCCGGCGCCCAAGGAGCUGCAGGGCGCGCCGCAGAUGAACUUUGACCCGUCUCUGUGGAACCAGUACGCCGCCGCGGCCGCCUUCAGCGGCGGCCUGACUAUGAAGACCAACGAGAUCUCGGUGAUCCAGGGGGGCGGGAUCCCCCUGCCCGGGAGCCCCGCCGGGGGGCCCCUGAUCGGCUCCACCGGGGGCCACGCCGGGGGGCCCCUGAUGGGCUCCACCGGGGGCCUGGUGAAGACGGACGGAGCUCACCACAGCCUGCCCGGCACCAUGGCGGAGAUAGAGAAGAGCGGCUCUGAAAGCGUGCCAAAGUCCCAGUUCCCGCAUUUCAUGGAGGAGGGUAAAAUUGCAGUUAAUUAAUUUUUUAAAAAUAUAUAUUUAAAAACAUCAGAAAAUCAUCUCCCUCUGUGAAUGUUUAUUUCCAAUGAGGUACAAUCAAUUUUUUCAAAGAACCGUGUAGAAUUUCACUUUGCAUUUCCCCAGUAACUCCACUGAAACUCCCCU
Cololabis saira (Pacific saury) is the source of this 3544-nucleotide messenger RNA. It is a transcript of the gene sall4, whose product is annotated as spalt-like transcription factor 4. Bases 38 to 3400 code for a protein of 1120 amino acids. Lineage: Eukaryota; Metazoa; Chordata; Actinopteri; Beloniformes; Belonidae. The transcript has 4 exons. Gene Ontology annotation, biological process: regulation of transcription by RNA polymerase II. The record is from RefSeq and is a predicted model, not a curated record. Gene Ontology annotation, molecular function: RNA polymerase II cis-regulatory region sequence-specific DNA binding; DNA-binding transcription factor activity, RNA polymerase II-specific. Gene Ontology annotation, cellular component: nucleus.